GUAUAUAGCGGCGCAGUCGACGUUGAAAUCGUCAUUCGUACGGCGGACUUUGGUAGAACAACACAGCACACACAGUUUUGAAUGAUAAUAACAUAUAAUAUACAUAUAUAGCUGUUUCUUUAUGGAUUCUACGAUGGCGUACAACCCGUUUCUGGUGCCCCGGCCCAUGGACUAUGGGAUGGCGUCGCUGCUGACCCCACCCCACUACAUCCCGGCGUUUUCCUUGCAGCACCACGGACUUAAUGCGUCGCUGCUCGCCAAACAUCAGCAGAGUCUCGGGCGGAUGGCCCACACCCCAGGGGACAUGCUCGCGCACCCGGAUCAUUUCAGGAUGAGGGGGAUGGAACCCCCAGAGCCAGAGGUUCGCGACGACCCCUCCGUGGAACUGGACUGUGACACACUGUGGGAACAGUUUCACGAGAUCGGAACCGAGAUGGUGAUUACUAAAUCCGGAAGACGCAUGUUUCCGGCAUACAAAGUGAAGUUAUCUGGACUUGACAAAAAAUCUAAAUACAUUCUCCUAAUGGACGUCGUGCCGGUUGACGAUUGUCGUUACAAGUUUCACAACGGGAAGUGGACGGUUGCCGGCAAGGCGGAUCCAGAGAUGCCCAAGAGGAUGUACAUCCAUCCUGACUCCCCCAGCACGGGAGAACAGUGGAUGCAGAAAAUGAUUUCAUUUCACAAACUCAAAGUCACCAACAACAUUUCCGACAAACAUGGAUAUGCGAUACUCAACUCGAUGCACAAGUACCAGCCCCGGUUUCACUUGGUCCGAGCCAGCGAUCUGUUACGUUUACCGUACAGUUCCAGCAAGUCGUUCGUGUUCCCAGAGACACAGUUCAUCGCCGUUACAGCGUAUCAGAACGAAAAGAUUACAAAGCUCAAGAUAGACCACAAUCCGUUUGCCAAAGGUUUCAGAGAAAAUGGAGGCGGCCGACAAAGAAAAUCCAUCGAUCCCACAAAGCCAGACCAAGGCGCCUCACUCUCGGGCACCAGCGACGACGAGGACGAAAUCUGUGUCGAUGACGCAGACGAUCACGUGAUCAACAACUUCGCCGCGUCAGCCGAAGUCGCAAACGACAGCCGUGUGACGGAAAAGAAGGCCGACAUUAGCGACGAUCGUCUGGCAGACGCGAGCUUCGAGAGACGGAACGAGGAGCAGGACCUGUCGAGUGAGCUGAGCAGUGAUGGCGAACAGCAGGAGGACCCGGGGAGUCCGCCGCUCGUCGCGAGACAGACUCCAACAACAACAACAGUGACGUCAGUCGUCGAGGAGAUCAAAGUGGCCGCGGCCAACGCCAAGGCCGACCACUCUGUGGAGAAGCUCCUGAAGCCAGACGAGGUGAAGCCGAGUCCCGCCAAGCAGAUGAAGAGUCCGCCGAACGUGACGGUGUGUCAGCGGUCUGCGGUGGGACAUCCUUACUUCCCGAUGUGUUACCCGCCCCACAUGUUCGCCAGCAGCACCUCGGCGUUCCACCAUCCCCUCAACACCAUGUUCUUCAGCUCACCCUCCCCGCACUCGGCCCUCAGGUCCCCGCUGACGUCCAUGUCCACCAGCCAAGACUCUCAUCAUGGAUCGAUGACGCACCCGAUUUUCGCCCACACCUCCCCCCUGUCCCUGUCUCACCAGCUGGCCCUGGCUCAGCGGUACCAGGCUCUCGGGAUGGGAGGUGGAGGGGGCGGGGUCGGCGGUGGCUGUUACGGACCUUCUUCCAUCGGUCCCAUGCUGUCGUCCAGAUCCGGCCAGCGAUUCCAUCCUUACAACCUGUCUCCGAUCAGCCCGAUGUCGUCGUACAACAGCAGCAACAACAACGGCUCUCCUAGUCCAGUCAGUCCACACUCACCGUUGUCGUCGUCGCCGAGUCUGUCUCCGGUUGAAAGGACGUCGCCCACGAACAUUAUUAGCCCAAUACCAGUCCGAGGACAUUCAGUGUCGCCCAACUCGGCGUAACAAACGUCGAGGACACCAGUGCGAAAAAAAAAAACCUCAGUUGUUGUAAUACGUUACGUAAAAGUCAAGUCUCCACGCAGUGAACUUAUUUUUUAGUCCAUAGUUGAAAUUAUGUUGGCUGUGAUUCAAGGAUAGUUGUCGGGGAAAUUGGUCGAACUUCUUUCUCUACAUGUGAGGCAUUGUGUGACGUCAUCAAUGAAUCGGCCCGGGCGGUGACCAACCAGGACGCAAGAGUCGAAACAAUAUUUCAGAUUAACAACACAUGGAAACCAACAUCGACUCGAGUCUGGAUCCAGGUCCUCGUCUUGCGGCUGCCAAUGAAAAUCCUUAACCCUUUUGAUGUUCAGAUGUUUUGCGGUCAAAAAACGCCAUCAUCAUGCAGUUUUGAAACAAGCAGCGUAGCCAUUGCUUUGUCUUUACCUACCGUAAAACGUCUGCGAAAAGUACCGUACACGAUCCUCAAGUCUCGCGAAACCCUCGUACACACAUUGUGACGCAACUUCUUUGUUACCAUGACGACAACAAUGGACAUUCUGAUGACUAGUGUGACCCAUGACAAUCAAAAGUGCAAUACUAAAUAGUUGUUGUUAUUAUUAUUAUUAUUGUUGUUAUUAAUGUAUAAACGGUGUUUGUUCAAAUUAUUUUGUGAAUUAAAUAUUGAUGUAAAACAUA
Gigantopelta aegis is the source of this 2623-nucleotide messenger RNA. RefSeq names its product T-box transcription factor TBX2-B-like. The transcript has 6 exons. Bases 122 to 1951 code for a protein of 609 amino acids. Lineage: Eukaryota; Metazoa; Mollusca; Gastropoda; Neomphalida; Peltospiridae. Gene Ontology annotation, biological process: cell fate specification; positive regulation of DNA-templated transcription; regulation of transcription by RNA polymerase II. Gene Ontology annotation, molecular function: RNA polymerase II cis-regulatory region sequence-specific DNA binding; DNA-binding transcription factor activity, RNA polymerase II-specific. The record is from RefSeq and is a predicted model, not a curated record. Gene Ontology annotation, cellular component: nucleus.